ACAACCACACUGAUUGGUCUUUUGAAAACCGCUCGGCUUCUUCGAUUGGUCCGAGUGGCAAGAAAGAUUGACCGCUACUCGGAGUAUGGAGCUGCUGUGUUGUUGCUUCUCGUGGCUACUUUCGUGCUAAUUGCCCAUUGGUUGGCAUGUAUUUGGUAUGCAAUUGGAAACGCCGAGCGUAACAUUAUGAAACACAGAAUAGGUUGGUUGGACCAUCUGGCCAACACUACCUUCCAGUUCUACAACAAUUCGUACGGAGGACCCAGCAUCAAAGCCAAAUACGUCACAGCGUUGUACUUCACCAUAACAAGUCUUACCAGUGUGGGGUUUGGAAACGUCGCCCCCAACACCAAUACGGAGAAAAUCUUUACGAUCUUAGUGAUGCUGAUUGGAU
This is a messenger RNA of Limulus polyphemus (Atlantic horseshoe crab), 394 nucleotides long. RefSeq names its product potassium voltage-gated channel subfamily H member 6-like. The transcript has a single exon. Gene Ontology annotation, biological process: potassium ion transmembrane transport; membrane repolarization during action potential. The record is from RefSeq and is a predicted model, not a curated record. NCBI's taxonomy places the organism in Eukaryota, Metazoa, Arthropoda, Merostomata, Xiphosura, Limulidae. Gene Ontology annotation, cellular component: membrane. The annotation marks the transcript as partial. Gene Ontology annotation, molecular function: inward rectifier potassium channel activity.